AUGUGCGUUGUUAAUGUUGCAGAGAAUGAUGUGACUACGGUUUCAGUUGCACAGCAGAGGAAAGACGAACAGUAUCCUCCAUGGAAGACGAAACAGAGAAAACAGAAGAAGCACUUAGCAAUGGUGGAAAGGCUUUCGAAGCGCCCCCAAAGGCCGUUCAACAAAGCCCGAAUUCUUCAACAGAAUACUACCCUCUCCGUCCUUUCACACUUCUCCCAACUGAAAACAUCCAUAGAGUUCCAACUCAACAAUCCCAAUCUCUUUCUCCGAUCCAACCAAAACCUCAAACUCUUUCCAGAAAUCUCCGAAUCAACUCGAUUUGGAAAAACUCGUCGCCCAAACUCCUACCUCCUACCCUCUUACGACGUCCGAAACCUCCUCAAAACCGUCUCCGACCUAGACAAUCCCUCCAAAACCAUCACCAACCAACUCAUCCCCAACAGAUUCUCCUUCAAGAAUAAACCCACCAGAAGGACCCCAAGGACACCGCAUUCCGCAACCCAAACAACCCCUCAACCCCUCCAUUCCCGACACGCGCCUCGCACGCGCGAAUCUCCCGGCUUCAGAAACAAAGUUGGUGAGGUUUUAGUCGCCGAGUUCAGGGGCUCCGAGGUAGGGGAAUUCGCCGUUUCGGAUCUCGAUUCCUGCGAAGUGAGGAUAAUAGGUUCCGUUAGGGCUUUUUGUACACCGGUUGAAGAUUGUAGGGUUUACGUGGGGCCCGUGACUGGCUCUGUUCUUAUUGAGGAAGCUGAGGGUUGCGUCUUCGUGAUGGCGUCUCAUCAGAUUCGGAUUCACUCUGCCAGAAAAAGCGAUUUCUACCUUAGGGUUAGGAGUAAGCCAAUAAUUGAGGACAGUAACGGCGUGAGGUUUGCGCCGUAUUGUUUGAGUUACUCAGGGAUCGAGGAGGAUCUUCGCAGCGCCGGUCUCGACACCGAGACCGGGAAUUGGGAAAAUGUGGAUGAUUUCCGGUGGCUGCGGGCGGUGCAGUCUCCGAAUUGGUCGGUUUUGCCGGAGAGUGAAAGGGUUGGGAUUGUUGAUGUAUCGAAUUUGAAAAAUGGGGAUGAGGAAAUUUGAUCCGAGUCUCAGCAUUGUUCCUUUUAUGUGUGAUUGAGU
This is a messenger RNA of Vigna umbellata (rice bean), 1113 nucleotides long. NCBI's taxonomy places the organism in Eukaryota, Viridiplantae, Streptophyta, Magnoliopsida, Fabales, Fabaceae. The record is from RefSeq and is a predicted model, not a curated record.